AUGAUCCUUGGAGUACUCUUCGUUUACGAACUGGUGGCUGUGGUACCAAUUCACAGAGGAGACAAUCAGCGUGAGGUUGUAGACGACAACGGGAUUGCCGUCCUUGCCGAGGCUGCCGCUCUUCCGUCCAAGCUUCCGGUCACUCUGCUAUAG
Messenger RNA from Babjeviella inositovora NRRL Y-12698, 153 nucleotides. RefSeq lists its product as uncharacterized. The record is from RefSeq and is a predicted model, not a curated record. The coding region runs from base 1 to 153 and encodes 50 amino acids. The transcript has 2 exons. Lineage: Eukaryota; Fungi; Ascomycota; Pichiomycetes; Serinales.